Aureobasidium musti is the source of this 1257-nucleotide messenger RNA. The record is from the annotation of a GenBank genome assembly. Lineage: Eukaryota; Fungi; Ascomycota; Dothideomycetes; Dothideales; Saccotheciaceae.
AUGGGUGGACAAUUGAUGCGGAUCCCAUACACGGCACCCUUGCCAGCACCAACCAUCAUCCCGUCGGCCGCAGCUUCCGUGUCUGGUGCAAUCGCCGCUCUGACCGAGUUUCUGACAUCAACGCCACAACAACAACACAAGUCCAAGGACAAGACAGUAUUGCUUACCGGAGCUGGCAUCUCUGUCGCAUCAGGCCUCGCCGACUAUAGAGGCACCAAAGGCACAUACACUCUCAACAAGACCUACCGACCAAUCUACUUCCACGAGUUCGUCGCCAACCAUGCGGCGCGGAAACGCUACUGGGCUCGCAGUUUCCUGGGAUGGACCAACCUGAACAAGUCGAAGCCGAAUCCUGCACAUAAAGCAGUGGCAGAUCUAGGACGUAUGGGCUAUCUGUCUAGCGUCAUCACUCAGAGUAAGCAUACGCUUUCGUCCUCAAGGCACGAGACAAGCACGACUGACAGAACCAAAUCACANGACGUCGACUCGUUCCACCCACAAGCGCACNNCCCUUCCCUCCGAACCCUUGAGCUCCACGGCUACCUCCGCAGCGCAGUCUGCACAACCUGCCGUACCGAAUACAACCGCCAACUCUUCCAAAACGACCUCGCCCAGCUCAAUCCUGCAUGGAGUUCUUUCCUAAACGAGAUGCUGGCCUCUGGCGCUCUGACUACCGAGAAUCCCGACGAAAGACGGCGACUGGGCUUGAAGACAAAUCCAGACGGUGACGUCGAUGUGCCCGGUGUGGAUUAUGCUACAUUCAGAUACCCUGCCUGCCCAAGUUGCUUAGCAAAACCGCCGAAAGACAAAGAUGGAAAGACACAUGUCGUCGAAGUCGAUGAAGAUGGUGCAUGGCUGGCUGAAAAGAGCACAGCAGGCAUACUCAAACCGAACGUCAUCAUGUUUGGAGAAAGCAUUCCGGAUGCAACAAAAGUAGCCGCCGAGAAAGCCAUCGACGAAGCUGCAAGAGUCUUGGUCCUAGGGUCUUCGCUGGCAACAUACUCGGCUUGGAGACUGAUCAAAAGAGCAAGGGAACAGCGCAUGCCAAUCGGCAUCGUCAACAUUGGCGGCGUCAGAGGAGAAGAGCAAUUCUUUGAACAUCUGUCGCCGAGUAAUACCGGAAAGGAUGGUUUGAGGUGUGCACACAUCCUUGAAGAGAUGUUGCCGAACCUGGUCAAGGAGUUGGGACAAAGAAAUACUGCAUCUCUCGCGGCUUCUGCUAUGUCUCGUCCUUUUGUCCCUGCUCCGUGGGCAUGA